AAGCCCACUGGGUAAUUAGUGGGCCUUAUCUUAAUAACUUUAUGCUACUAUCCACGUGUACGGUUGAGAUGCUCCGGUGUAGUGUGCGGUCUAUGGUGGUGAUUGGUAAUGUUGUUUACAUCAGAUCAUGACGUUAACACGGAAAGAGGUUGCUUUAGAAGACAUCAAUUCAUUCGUCCUGUAUCCACGCGCCUCUUUCAUUCCCCCACGCGCAGCCGUGUGUGAUGGCUAACCCCCCAACGUUACCGAUAUCAGAAAAUCCCGGUGGUGGUUCCCAAUCUCAGCAAACCGUCUCCGCACCAGCGUUUCGCACGUUCCUCUCUCGUCUCUCUUCGUCGAUCCGCCAGAGCCUGUCCCAGCGACGGCCGUGGUUGGAACUCGUUGAUCGGAGCGCGAUUUCACGGCCAGAUUCUCUAACCGAUGCGUAUUCUCGGAUCCGGAGGAAUCUACCGUACUUCAAGGUGAAUUACGUGACGAUCGUGUCCUCGGUGCUCGCGCUCUCGCUCCUCUCCCAUCCUUUGUCUCUCCUCGUUCUCCUAUGCCUCUUCGGCGCCUGGAUCUUCCUCUACCUCUUCCGUCCGUCGGACCAACCGCUGGUGAUUCUCGGCCGUACGUUCUCAGAUCGUGAAACGCUUGGAGUUUUGGUGCUUUUGACGAUCGUCGUCGUGUUCUUGACCAGCGUUGGAUCUCUAUUGACCUCUGCUUUGAUGAUCGGUUUCGGAAUUGUGUGUCUGCACGGCGCAUUUAGAGUUCCGGAGGAUCUUUUCUUGGAUGAUCAAGAGCCUGCUAACACCGGACUAUUGUCUUUCCUUAGCGGAGCCGCCACCUCCGCCGCAGUUGCCGCCGCAUCAACUCCUGCGCCAGGUCGUGUCUGAGUUAAGCACUCGUCCUCUGUAUAAGAAACUCAAAUUUCUAUGAUUCUUUAUUGUUUCUUUCUAAAAAUUACUUACGCCAUAUGUGAUUGAGAAUGUAGUAUUGAUCUUCUUGGUUCUAAGUUGAGGGAUUCAAGAUUCUGAUUCUUUUGACAUCCAUUGAUUUCGAAUAUGUUGUAACUGAUUCAACAA
Molecule: messenger RNA, 1064 nt
Organism: Capsella rubella
Lineage: Eukaryota; Viridiplantae; Streptophyta; Magnoliopsida; Brassicales; Brassicaceae
Product: PRA1 family protein B3
Exons: 1
Coding region: 225-875 (216 amino acids)
Biological process (GO): vesicle-mediated transport
Cellular component (GO): endoplasmic reticulum; Golgi apparatus
Source: RefSeq, a predicted model, not a curated record